GCAGCUUGCAGGGCGCGGAGCAGUGGGGUGGCAGAGUGAAGACUGACGGGACCCUCAUCCAGGCUGUGAGCCCCCCGGGAUGCUCUGGCAAUGGCCUCUGGAGCCCCACAGAAGAUGGCCCGUGGCACAGAGGGGACCCAGGGCUUCCUGGACAUGCUCCUGCGAGACUUCCCAGCCCCGCUGAGCCUGGAGAGCCCCAUGCCGUGGAAGGCCCCGGGGACUGUGCUCAGCCAGGAAGAAGUGGAGGCCGAGCUGGUGGAGCUGGCGAUGGGCUUCCUGGGCAGCAGGAACGCUCCGCCACCUCUCGCUGCAUCCUUGGCACACACGGCAGUUUCCCAGCUGCUACAGAUGGACCUUUCGGAAUUUAGGAAGUUGCCCAGGCAGGAGGAGGAGGAGGAGGAGACCUCUGUGACCCUGCUGGAUGCCCAAGGCCUGGCACGGAGUUUCUUUAACCUGCUCUGGGAAGUCGCCAGCCAGUGGCAGAAGCAAGUGCCGCCUACUGCCAGGACCUUGCCGCGACAAUGGCUGGUGUCCAUCCAUGCCAUCCGGAACACUCGCCGCAAGAUGGAGGACCGGCACGUGGCCCUUCCUGCCUUCAACCAGCUCUUCGGCUUGUCCGACCCUGUGGACCGCGCCUACUUUGCCGUGUUUGACGGUCACGGAGGGGUGGACGCCGCGAGGUACGCCGCUGUUCACGUGCACGCCAACGCUGCCCGCCAGCCAGAGCUGCCCACAGACCCGGAGGGAGCCCUUGGGGAAGCCUUCCGGCUCACCGACCAGAUGUUUCUCAGGAAAGCCAAGCGAGAGCGGCUGCAGAGCGGCACCACAGGUGUGUGUGCGCUCAUCGCAGGAACAACCCUACAUGUCGCCUGGCUGGGGGACUCCCAGGUCAUCCUGGUGCAGCAGGGGCAGGUGGUGAAGCUGAUGGAGCCGCAUAGACCUGAGCGACAGGACGAGAAGGCGCGCAUCGAGGCGCUGGGUGGCUUUGUGUCGCACAUGGACUGCUGGAGAGUCAACGGGACCCUGGCCGUCUCCAGAGCCAUCGGAGACGUCUUCCAGAAGCCCUACGUGUCUGGGGAGGCAGAUGUGGCCUCCCGGGAGCUGACGGGGUCCGAGGACUACCUGCUGCUCGCCUGUGAUGGCUUCUUCGAUUUCGUCCCCCACCAGGAAGUCGCGGGCCUCGUGCAGAGCCACCUGGUUAGGCAGCAGGGCAGCGGGCUCCAUGUUGCCGAGGAGCUGGUGGCUGAGGCCCGGGAGCGGGGCUCCCAUGACAACAUCACGGUCAUGGUGGUCUUCCUCAGGGACCCCCGAGAACUGCUGGAGGGUGGGGUCCAGGGGACAGGGGACUCACAGGCAGAUGGGAGGAGCUGCGACUUGCCCUCUGGCCUCUCAGAGCCCCAGACCGAGGCUCCAUGGAGGAGCUAGGUGGUCCUGGCCCUGCCUGGCGCCCCCUCCCGCUCUUGCGAUUCUCCCCUCAGAGUCCUCCGGAGUGCGGGCGGCAGCGGGCAGGGGUGGCCGCCUACACGGCGCUUUCGCCAGCACGCAGGAGCGCUGGAGGUGCUUGCCACGCCCGUCCUGGUGGCUGCGGAACUGCACUGGGCAGAAGGAAGCCGAGGGAGACCUCACCAAAGAGAAGGUGGCCCAGGAAAGGGACAAGCUCCUGCUCCUGGCUCCCACUGGGCCAGGGACGGGACCAGAGGCCACGGGUGCCCGGUGGGAGCCAAACCAAAGACACUGGUGUGUGGUGGAGCAACGCGGUUGUUGGGGUGGGACCCUCGAGCCGACCCAGGAGCCACAGGCUUCUUCACGCGUGUUCUGGGGCCGGGCACACAGGCAGGGUGUCCAGCCU
Molecule: messenger RNA, 1849 nt
Organism: Propithecus coquereli (Coquerel's sifaka)
Lineage: Eukaryota; Metazoa; Chordata; Mammalia; Primates; Indriidae
Gene: PPM1F
Product: protein phosphatase, Mg2+/Mn2+ dependent, 1F
Exons: 8
Coding region: 91-1425 (444 amino acids)
Biological process (GO): negative regulation of protein kinase activity; protein dephosphorylation
Cellular component (GO): cytosol
Molecular function (GO): cation binding; protein serine/threonine phosphatase activity
Source: RefSeq, a predicted model, not a curated record